CAUCUGCACAAUUCAACACGUUCCACUUCACUUUGGCUAUUAGACAAAACAUGAACUUUGACGAUUGUUCAGAAUAUAGAAUGAUGCCACUCAACCCACUACAACAAAAAACGACGCAAAGGUACCAUUACAAUAUCGGCGACAAGAACAUCGUCCGGAGGAAAGUCCUGCAGCAACUGUUGUGCGUUCCUAGGACAUUUCGUCAUGCGGUCCAGGACAUAGGCAUACUUGGUCUCAACGAGCAGGACGAGAGAACAGCAGAGGUUUACCAAUUGACGGGAAGCUGCCCUGGCUAUAUGCAGCGUAUCCACACUGGUGGGUGCUUGCGACAACGGGUCGCGAAGAAGAAUAUCAAACGGGAUGGCUUUUGGCUAACUGGUUCUAAGGAAGGACGACCGCUGCAACUCGACCUCAACUCAACACAGAACGAGACAGAAGGCGAGCGGCUGGUAGAAACACCGGCUCGUGAAGACGAUGAAAAAGGAGAAAAGAAGACACCAGGUCUUAAACCAUGUUUUGAAAGAAUGAAAAUAUGUAACGACGCUGUUGUCUCUUGUCGAGCUGCGUUAAAAAACGUAGAACACCCACAGUGUUUUCGUGACGGUCUCCGUCCAGAAGAGACCACGGUUUUCUAAUAGAUAACCGAGAGUAGACAACCGUGGGAGAGACA
Messenger RNA from Myzus persicae (green peach aphid), 670 nucleotides. RefSeq lists its product as uncharacterized. Bases 51 to 635 code for a protein of 194 amino acids. The transcript has 3 exons. Lineage: Eukaryota; Metazoa; Arthropoda; Insecta; Hemiptera; Aphididae. The record is from RefSeq and is a predicted model, not a curated record.